Megalops cyprinoides (Indo-Pacific tarpon) is the source of this 3620-nucleotide messenger RNA. Its product is annotated as transcription factor SPT20 homolog. Gene Ontology annotation, cellular component: SAGA complex. Gene Ontology annotation, biological process: regulation of transcription by RNA polymerase II. The coding region runs from base 346 to 2952 and encodes 868 amino acids. Gene Ontology annotation, molecular function: transcription coregulator activity. The transcript has 24 exons. The record is from RefSeq and is a predicted model, not a curated record. Lineage: Eukaryota; Metazoa; Chordata; Actinopteri; Elopiformes; Megalopidae.
GCCUUGACCGCAAUGAGGAGGCACGACCAUAAUCUAACAAAUGAGAGUUAAUUGCGCUGAAUUUGCAGGGAUCACUACAAUAAACCAUGCUUAUUACCUUCAUUGCUAUGUAGAAGGCAAGUCAUAUUCCUACUGCUGCAGCAAAAUCAAUGGGUAAACCCGUCUGCUUUUCUUAAACACCUCGAGUCGGACAGCGAUAGAGCGGGUCGCAAAGCAAGCUAACCACUUGCUAGCUUGGCAGCCAGGUAUCACUACAGGGGUCGAGUGGCACCCAGAUGGCGAUGACAGUGUUGGAAUAAAAACUUAUGUCAUUAAACUACUGGUUUCAUUCCACCAUGUAAAAAAAUGAAAGGAUCAACCUCAGAGUUCCUUUGUGUCGCUCAGCAACAGGUUCUGGAAUGUGCGUUGGAUCGGGCAGAGUACAUUGUGGAGAGUGCUCGUCAGCGGCCAGCCAAAAGGAGGAAUUCAGCUACUGGGAGGAAGUCUCUCUAUCACAAACUGUAUGAACUGUACACUGAAGAAUGUGAAAAAGAGCCAGAGCUAAAGAAACUGAGGAGAAAUGUAAAUCUACUGGAGAAGUUGGCCUCUCAAGAGUCAAUGUCCUGCCUUGUGGUCAAUCUGUAUCCUGGAAAUGAGGGCUACUCUCUGAUGCUCAGGGGGAAAAAUGGAUGUGACUCUGAAACAAUCCGGUUACCGUAUGAGGAAGGGGAGCUGUUGGAGUACUUGGAUGCUGAGGAAUUACCCCCUGUUCUGGUGGACCUCCUGGAGAAGUCACAGGUGAACAUAUUCCACUGUGGGUGUGUUAUUGCAGAGGUCAGGGACUACCGGCGGUCUGGGAACACUAAAAUGCCUACAUAUCAGAGCCGUCACAUCUUGCUACGGCCGACCAUGCAGACCCUGAUCUGUGACAUCCAUUCUAUGACAAGUGACAACCACAAAUGGACACAGGAUGACAAGUUGCAGCUGGAGAGUCAGCUGAUUUUGGCCACGGCUGAGCCCCUUUGCCUUGAGCCCUCCAUUUCUGUGACCUGCACUGUCAACCGCCUGCUCUACAACAAACAGAAGAUGAACACACGGUCCAUGAAAAGGUGCUUUAAGAGACAUUCCAGGGCUGCACUCAACAGACAGCAAGAGCUGGCCCACUCUCCGACACCCCCACAGCUGCGGCUUUUUGACUACCUGCAGAGGAGGAAGGAGCGGAAACCAGCGCCCUCUGUAGACCUGAAGAUCUCCAAGGCCGGAAACUGUGUGGACAUGUGGAAGCAGAGCGGCUGCCAGCUCAGCGCCCCGGCCCAAGUUGAUGUGGAGAAGUACGCAGUGGUGGAGAAAUCGAUAAAGCUGGAGGAGUCUCAGCCUUCUGUCUGGCCAGCGCAUGAAGUGAAAGAUGACUACAUUUUCGAAUCGGAGAUGGGCGGCCAGGUUCAGAAGACGAAACUCACCAUCUUUCAGUCUGUCGGGGACCCCCUUAUGUACGGGAUGAUUUACAGUACCAAGGACCCCAAAAGCGAGGAGGACGGGAGCAAUAUGCCUCUUGUCCAUCCCCCGUUCCUCAUUGGCUCAAAGAUUGAUGCCGACCGAUUCCUGAACCAGUAUAAAGAGGUGUACGAGCGAGAUGCAAAAUGUCCGGUGAAGAUGUCGCACAGCUCUGAGAGUGCAGGGAACCACAGCCACAUGUCCCCUGAGAGGGAGAUGGAGACGGACGGGUUGUCCACACUGGUCCAGUCCACGCAGGUGCUGGGGAAGGGUGUGAAGCACAGACCGGCACCCAUCAAACUGCCGGCAGGACCAGGCAGUAGCUCCUCAGGUAACCCUUUCAGCUCACAGCCAGCAACCAGUCACCUGAAGUCCACCACUCCACCACCCUCCAAGACCCCGUCCAUCUCCAGGAAACACUCCAUGGAUCUCAGCCAGGGCAGCCACCAGUCUCCAGUAGCACUCUCUCCAAUGGGCUCGUCCCAAAGAUCGGGGACCCCUAAACCGUCCACCCCUACCCCCACCAACACCCCUUGCUCCACACCCCUCCCUCCUGACAUCCAGACCUCCACGCCCACCGCCACCCCCUCGGCCACACCCACCCCUCAGGACACUGUCACGCCCCCUCAGUCUGCCCUGCUCACCCCAUUCGCCCCGCAGCAAAUGGCCCUGAGCCAGGCCCUGCCGGUCAUGACCAUCCCCCGGUCAACCAUGGUCACCUCCAUCUCAACCGGUAACUCCUCCUCGCAGGUCAUGACCAACACAGCGGGACUCAACUUCAUCAACGUGGUGGGCUCUGUCUGCAGUCCCCAGACCCUGAUGAGUGGCUCUAACCCCAUGCUGGGCUGCAGUCCAGGCACCAUCACCUCGGGGAUCAACCUGGGUGGGAUCCUGCCCCCAGGGGGUCUGAUGUCAGGGGCACUUCCUGCUAUGCAGUCUGCUGCACCAGCAGGGAGUCCAUUUGGUUUGAACAAUUCCCCAGGUCUCAGACCCUUGAAUCUCCUCCAGAUCCCCACCGGCCCUGUGAUCUUCAACUCCCUCCAGCACCAGCUCUCUCAGUUCUCCCCUCAGCAGCAAGGCAGCCAUUCUGCCACCUCCAGCCCCCAGCAGCAGGCGGAGCCAACAUCUGACCAGGGUGUGGGCGGGUCAGACCAGGGCCUGGCCAGUCAACAGACAGCAGUGAUCAACCUGACAGGAGUGGGUGGAUUCAUGUCUCCUCAAGCUGCAGUGCUGUCCCAGCUGGGCUGUGCCCCGGACAGAACCGGGCCUGGUCUGCCAGCGCCGGAGCUACAGCUCUCCUCUGCCUUACAGCUGCAGCACCAGCAGCAGAUACAAUUGCGAUUCUUGCAGCACCAAAUGCAGCAGCAAAUGGCUAUGGUGGCGGGGGAGGUUCAGCCAGCGCUGCCACGGCAACCUUCCGCCAGCCAACCAAGAAGUAAGAGGAAGCGCAGCACGCCGCAAGCCCUCUCCAGAUCAUAAACCUCACCAGGAGCCACCGUGAUUACUCAUCACUUUUUCCCCCAUUUCCCCUCCGAAGACUUUGAUCCAUACUCUCCUUCUCAUUAAUGUUGGCAUUAGCAGUUCACCACAUCAGCAGCUUGUAGACUCAGAGUUAUUAGAAUUUGUAGCUGUGAAGGGAUGUGGCCGCUGGGCUGGUGGACCAGCAGGCAGGAUGUUCACAUAAGGACUCCAAGGACGAAUAGGAAAUGAAAGGAUUGUAGUGUUAAGUAUCUUUUUUUUUUAAAUAUGGUUUCCUUAGGAUGUACGGUGUCCUUCAUUAAGGGGCUGUCACUCUUUUUCUCAGAAUACAGAGCUCUGACAGUGUUUUUCCCUGUACAGUUUUAGAAUCAAACACGCAUACAUGAUCUUAAUGAUGGUGCCAGAUUUCCUCCAGACCAGCCAAAGGGGGGUUGGCAAUAAGGAGCAGGGAUUUCUGCUGGACCUGCUCAAAUAAGGGGUCUGCUUUAACGUGCAAUGUGUGGAUUUUAUGUGUCUGUUUUAAAAGCAUAAUGUUUUAUUCACUCAUGCAAGCGUAGACUCAUAAGAGCCACGUGUGCAUCACCUUUUUUGGUUACAAAUGUGAAUUUUGUAAAGGCUCUUUGACAGCCAUUUUAUUGUGAUACGAGAGUUAAAUAUGUAUAUAUUGA